UUAAUCGCUCAGACAGAACAGAGUCGCCUGCGCCAGCACAGAGGACAUUAGCUCAUUCAGAGGAGAUGGACGCUCUCAGGAGGCUACAAGCCGGGUGGGGGUAUCCCACAGUUCUACUGUGCGUCUAUGGUUUCUUCAGUACCAUCAAACCACUGGAGCCUUUCCUCAUCCCGUACCUGACGGGCCCAGACAAGAACCUCACGACAGAACAGGUGGCCAAUCAGAUCUUCCCUGUGUGGACAUACUCCUACCUGGUCAUCCUGCUGCCCGUUUUCCUUCUCACAGACUACCUGCGCUACAAACCUGUCAUUGUGUUCCAGUGCGCAAACCUGCUCGCUACCACAGUCAUGCUACUGUGGGCGGAAGGCGUGGCCGCCAUGCAGGCCAUGCAGUUCCUCUACGGCGUGGUGACGGCCAGCGAGGUGGCGUACUUCUCCUACAUCUACAGCGUGGUGGACCUGCAGCACUACCAGAAGACCACGUCCUACUGCCGCAGCGUCCAGCUGCUGGGCUACACCCUGGGGGCCGUGCUGGGCCAGGCUCUGGUCAGUUCCAGCCUCAUGUCCUAUCACAACAUCCUCAUCAUGACCCUGGUGAUGACCUGUGUCGCCCUGGCAACCUCCCUCUUCCUGCCAAUGCCACAGAGGAGCGUGUUUUUCCACCGUCAGGACAGCAGGGCAGCGGCGACCCAGCCCUCGGUUGCAAGCACGCCCCCGAACACCCUGGAGGAAGAGGAGGAGAAAGGGGCAGGGGGAAGCGGACCUCCUGAGACGGCCAAAGGGGCGGCGGAGGUUCCCCUGCAGAAGAGCGCGAAAGGCUGCCUUUGGGUCGUGCGGCGCCUGUGGAGGGACUGUCGGCAGUGCUACUCCGGGUCUCUGCUGUGCUGGUCCAUCUGGUGGGCUCUGGCCACCUGCGGCUACAACCAGACCGUCAACUACGUGCAGGUCCUGUGGGAGCACGUGCAGCCAUCGCAGAACUUCACCAUCUACAACGGCGGGGUGGAGGCGCUGUCCAACCUGUUCGGGGCAGCCUCGGCCUCCGCCGUGGGCUUCGUCCAGGUGAACUGGGCGGCCUGGGGGGAGCUGGCCCUGGGUUCCUGCUCCGCCCUGGGGGCGGCUGCCCUCUUCCUCAUGACCUUCACGGGCUCCAUCUGGGUGUGCUACGCUGGCUACGUCAUCUUCAAAAGCCUCUACAUGCUGCUGAUCACCAUAGCGAUGUUCCAGAUUGCGGCAGAGCUCUCCAUGGAGAGGUACGCUCUGAUCUUCGGGGUCAACACCUUCGGCGCUCUGGUGCUGCAGACCGUUCUCACAGCGGUGGUGGUGGACAGCCGGGGGCUGGGCCUGGACAUCGUCCCACAGUUCACCAUUUAUGGGAGUUACUUCUCCACCAUCGCAGCCAUAUUCCUACUGAGGGGCCUGUACGGCCAGGUGAAAAGAUGCAGAGGCCACGCCCACAGCUCUCCUGAAGGAGAGGCUACCUGAGUGACUGCCCAGUCCAUCCCAGCAUUACAACUGUGCAGGCAGUGCCCAUCACUGUGUCAGGGCUGCCCAACCCUGUUCCUGGAGAUCUGCCGUCCUGUAGGUUUUAAUUUCAACCCUAAUUUGGCACAUCUGAUUCGACUGCAUAGCAGCGUGAUGAGAUCUGUAGCUGCUGAAUGAGGUGUGGCUUUGUUAGGGUUGGUCUGAAAACCUACAGGACGGCAGAUCUCCAGGGACAGGGUUGGACAGCCCUGCCGUAAAUCACCUUGUAGUCCAAUGGAUGCCCUCACUGCCCCACGUACCCCCCGUGUGCCCCUCCCCCAUGUGCUGCUACGCCCCCUCUGCACUGCACCGCCUCUCCGCACUCCGCACGGUCCCGCGGAGGAGUGGCCAGGGCGACGGCACCGUGAUCAAACAAACGCAGAUGUGAUCGGGACAUUUUGCUUUGACUUUUUAUUCUUAAUUAAAAGUAAAAUCUAAAUACAAGGCAGAUGAAAAGUGCUAUUACAAUAGAGCUAGAAAUAUAUAUCAGAUUUCCCAGGGCUGCAUGUCCUCCUGUCACCACGACUACCUACCCAGUCAAUCAUCUCCUCUGGGCGUGCCCCCAAGGUGGGGCCAAACCUUUCAUGUCCAACAGAGUGCAAUGUCUUUAUAAUGAUAGCCAUUUAUAAAUCUCUCUAUUUUACAAAAUGUUCCAACACAUGAAUGAGUUGUACAGAAAUACAAAAGAGUUUUUUUUUGUUUUUUAGUUAAAAUCCAUUUUAAUAUAUAUGUACACAUUAACUUAAAUUUCUUUAACACCCAACAUAAGUGGUCUUCGUCUGCGAUGACUUUGAGUGAGCACCUGAGGACGUGACAGGAGAGGAGGGGCCAGCGAGGUCCGGGGGCGGAGCCACAGGCGGCUGGGCGGAGCCGCAGGUCGCUGGCCGGAUCCGGGGGCGGAGUCACAAGCCUUUGCACGGGCAUGGCCGCCCAUGGAAAUGGAACGCAAAGCAUUUUCCUCCUUUCGUCUGCAGAGCCUGUUGUACCUACUGUUUCCGAACCGCCUGUAUUGAUUUGUUUUUUCUUGUCCUUUUCCCACAAAUACAGAAACUCUCAGUAG
Molecule: messenger RNA, 2580 nt
Organism: Anguilla rostrata (American eel)
Lineage: Eukaryota; Metazoa; Chordata; Actinopteri; Anguilliformes; Anguillidae
Gene: slc19a3a
Product: solute carrier family 19 member 3a
Exons: 5
Coding region: 66-1481 (471 amino acids)
Biological process (GO): vitamin transport; transmembrane transport
Cellular component (GO): plasma membrane
Molecular function (GO): vitamin transmembrane transporter activity
Source: RefSeq, a predicted model, not a curated record